AUGAAUAUUGCGAUCUUCGAAGCUCGUUUUGGCAUCGGCGAUGAGGGCGAUCAUCCGAUUGAAGAAGAGUUUAAAUCGGAUGAAACAACUGAAACGGCAGUAGCUAUCCACGGAAAACGAGGUUCUGAUCACUAUGCAUUAUAUAUGCCAGAAAGCGUGUUAGUCAGUGAUGAUUAUAAUGUUUAUGUGCUUGAUGAGUUUAAUUAUCAUAUACAAAGAUGGAAAGCUUCUGUUGAAACGAUAGCAGGAAGUAAGAUUAUCUUGAGCACGGCAAUCUUUGAAAAAAUGUCCCUUUCUUUUCUUAAAUACUAAAAGCAAAUUAAAUCAUAUCAAAAUUCCGCUUUCGAAAAGGAUAUGCAUUUGAUAUCUCCCGUAACUCAGAUGUCACCGAUCAGGCAAAUCAUCGCAUACAAAAGUGCAUUCAUAAUGGUACUAGAUGUUGCAGGUAUGUAUCAACAUUCCACUUAAUUUUCUGAAAAGUUUUAAGUCAGAGUUGACGAGUCCUCCAAUUUUUAUUGUAACAUGAUCAAGAAAGAAAAUUGGGUUUUCUCAAAAAUUCAUCGUCCGACGUGCAUUCAUUUUUCUCUCCGGAGCGAAGAGACCCACGGCUCUGAGAUAAACAGCAUCUGCCGCCGAAGCAUGAAAAAUCAAGAUUCUGCUUAGAUGUCAUUUCUGAAGACAUUUUUAAACUAUGUGUGGAAUGCGAAACUCGGCUUGAUGUAAUUUUAAUAGUUUAGUUUUACAACCGCUUAUCAACUAGUUACUAGCGGCUCAAACAGACCUCAUUUCCGAAAGAAUCAGGAGAACUACGGUCGGUUUCGACCUUUCUCAAGGGUCUCGUCAGCCGGUUUCCUUCGAGGAAGACAGAGACACUGUGACAACGUGGCUAGUGGGGCGAUAGGUGACAACUUUCUACCCAUUGAGAUGCAAACAGUCGUUCGAGGGGUUUGGCGAGUACUCGAAAACAGGUCGUGGUAGAGGACUAGACCUCUCGAAAAAUGAGAUUUCGGAUCCUGUAUAUAAAUUUUUGAAGGGCUAUGAGUUCUGUUUGAGUUUCUAGUAAGGCACGGUAAAGACUUGCGGUUUUCAACAGUCGAUGAAUAUCUUUGUUAAAGUGCAAACAAAAUAAAAAUAUUUCAAAAUGAAUUAUCUAAACGGAUACAUGUUUUUAGGAAUGAAUAACUUAAAAUUUUAAUACAGUUUUGUUUUACAACUGUUUAUCAGCUAGUUAGGGCGCGCGUAAUUUAAAGGUCGACCACUAUUUUAUGCAAAUGAUAAAUACCGAGAGCAUAAGCAAUCAAAGACAGAAAGGUGAGCUGCGGUAUUUGCAAUUGUAGCGGAACGUGUAUUCUACGAAACAGUUGAAUUUGAAGUAGCAAUUGCAAGUUCCAACAUUUGAUUUAAUGACAAAAUGUAGAAUUUUGUUACAUGUCAUAUCAAGAGAUGGCCUUCAGAUACCUCAACUACAAUCACGACAUAGAAAAAACAUUUCUCUAUUUUUUGAAACCAACCCGAAAUUUC
Messenger RNA from Didymodactylos carnosus, 1521 nucleotides. The record is from the annotation of a GenBank genome assembly. NCBI's taxonomy places the organism in Eukaryota, Metazoa, Rotifera, Eurotatoria, Philodinida, Philodinidae.